This is a messenger RNA of Oncorhynchus gorbuscha (pink salmon), 2234 nucleotides long. RefSeq names its product ring finger and CHY zinc finger domain containing 1 (gene rchy1). Gene Ontology annotation, molecular function: ubiquitin protein ligase activity; zinc ion binding. The record is from RefSeq and is a predicted model, not a curated record. Gene Ontology annotation, cellular component: nucleus. The coding region runs from base 58 to 825 and encodes 255 amino acids. Gene Ontology annotation, biological process: ubiquitin-dependent protein catabolic process; protein ubiquitination. Lineage: Eukaryota; Metazoa; Chordata; Actinopteri; Salmoniformes; Salmonidae. The transcript is spliced from 9 exons.
UGCGCUCAAGAGCUGCUCAUAGGAGAAAAUAAAGAAGAAACAGUCAUAAAUGGAAAAAUGGCUGCUCCUGUUGGAUGUGAUCACUACAUACGCAGCUGUUUUUUGAAAGCUCCAUGUUGUGGUAAAGCGUAUGUUUGUCGCCUGUGUCAUGAUGCUGAAGAGGACCAUCAAAUGGACCGCUUCCUGGUCAAAGAGGUGCAGUGCUCAGUCUGCAACACAGUACAGCAGGCACAAAAAACCUGCCAGGAGUGUAAUGUUACGUUUGGGGACUAUUACUGUGAUAUCUGUCACCUGUUUGAUAAAGACAAGAAGCAGUAUCACUGUCAGCCCUGUGGAAUAUGCAGGAUUGGACCAAGGGAGAAAUACUUCCACUGUCAGAAGUGCAAUCUCUGUUUAGCCAGUGAUCUACGAGGAAAUCACAAGUGUGUUGAAAAUGUUUCAAGACAGAACUGCCCAGUGUGUAUGGAGGAUAUGCACACAUCAAGAAUAGGAGCUCACGUUCUUCCGUGUGGCCAUCUUCUACACAAAACUUGCUUUGAUGACAUGGUCCGAACUGGUGCAUAUCGCUGCCCACUCUGUAUGCACUCUGCCUGGAAUAUGGAGGACUCCUGGGAGCAGAUGGACAAAGAUAUGGCUCAGUCACCCAUGCCCACUGAAUACCAGGAUGCCACUGUGAAGAUCAUAUGUAAUGACUGCCAAACCCACUGUACAGUGCCUUUUCAUGUUCUGGGAAUGAAGUGCAGUGGCUGUGGGUCCUACAACACAGCACAGGAUGGGGGACUGAUACAGCAGCUCCAGGAGCCACAGCCCCAGGAGCAACAGUAAGAGCCAGAGCAUAAGCCCCAGUCCCCAGUGCCAGAACCAUAUAAUUAGAAUAUCUAUAAUUAUAAUUCUAUGGAGAAAACAUUAGGAGUCCACCCCGUAGUUAUUUCUCUGCUCCACCCUACUUCCCCAGUCUACACAGACUUAACUAUACUAUCCACAUCUUUCCCAACGUUGCUCUGCCAAGAGUACAGUUAGUCAUGCCUGGGUUCCAGAACCUGGUUCCAAGUACUUGGGGUCCUAAACUUUUAUCCACAGUCUAGUGUGUUGUACAGUAGUUUUUGGAUUGAAUGUCUGUUAUUACAUACCCAUUAAAAAGCCAUUGCUAUUGAACUAUCUGUUUCUCAGAUAAAAAUCCAGCAGAAGAGAAUUGUGAAUGAGGAAUUCAUUUUCUUAUAGAUUCUCCGGUACUUUUUGUAUACUUUUUAACCAGUAGUUCUGAAAGUAGAGCUCGCUAGCCAAAAGUGGUCCCCGAAAAUUGUGCACUGUGUGACGUGCAGAUAUGUGCACCACAUCAUUGCACUUUGCUGUGUUUGGUGAGCUGUUGGGCCCACCCUGCAACCUCAUUGGAUAACGCUGGGCAGACCUCUUGUUGGCUGUCACUCAAAUGUGAGGGGCUGAAACUUAUUGACUAGAACUCAAAUUGCUAGGCGGUUGGCCCACUUGGGGGGAAAUGGAUGGAAAAUGGAGUGGCUUCAAGAAAACAGUUGCUUUCAAACUAGGGAUUUCGUGGCUAAUUAAGGUAAGACAGUAAUCUGGCUGCUCAUAGAUUAUGCAUGUAUGAACUAUACAUUGACACAUCCAGUCCAAAGCGGGAGGUUUAAAAAAUACUUUCUUAGUUGCCAAAGUACCGGAGUAUGUCUUUAAUGUGGAAAUCAGAUGCCUAUAAUAUCUAAUAUAGUCAGCCACACAAUUUAUUUUCCCAUUUUGUCCCAAGUUGGAAUGUCUAAAAGCCUAACUACAUGUUUUAGACUGACAUUUUACAGUAGUAAUGGGAUUUUAUGUUUAUUUGUAAAACUCAGGUAUUUAACAAAAAUAUUUUAUAUACUGUAACAUCAAAUCGUGUUCAUUCCAUGUAUGAGCUGAAUAUACAUUUUACUUAGUCCUAUGGAUUAUCAUGAAUAACACAUGUAUGUAAAUUAUUGAAUAAAUACUGCAGUUAGACAAUGGCUGUUGGCAACUACAUCUCACUCCAUGCUUAACUCAUAUUGUCGGUACUGUUGCUCAAACAAAGGAGAGAAGUGGAGUAUGAAAAUAUUGCAUCUGUAUUGCCAUUGGUGUCAUUCAUUGAUGCGGGUGUUGGGAUUCAGUGACAUUUUAACGUAACUAAUAAUAAAUACCCAUGAUUGUGACGAAUGUAAUUUGAGAUUUGCGUCAGUUAUCCCAAAAUAAAUAGUGAAUAGUGGUGGUAA